This is a messenger RNA of Prunus armeniaca (apricot), 1416 nucleotides long. The record is from the annotation of a GenBank genome assembly. Lineage: Eukaryota; Viridiplantae; Streptophyta; Magnoliopsida; Rosales; Rosaceae.
AUGCCUACUAACAAGGCCAUAAGGCCUGAGUGCUUCUAUAUGGCAAGUUUGAUGGCUCGUGAGCUUAAAGUUGCACUUGGUACAGUUGCUAUUCACCUUAGAGGCCUUGGCCUACCAAACGCAUGUCUUCCCAUUCACUAUGUACUUGGAUGGUUAGGCGAGCAUUUUCCUGACUUGACUACACGUCGAUGUGAUAGCAACUUUCCAGAAUAUUACCCUGUUCUUAAGAGGCAUAGCCAAAUCGAUGCCAAAUAUGUUGACCUCACUAGAGCUAGGAUAAUAUUCAAAAGUGAUUCUGUGGUUUAUCACCCCAAUGUCUUCCUUGCACAAGAAGAUUAUAUCCUUUCAGACACAGAAAACCUAGCAGAUGAUACCUUUGAGUACUUGAUUUGCAUGCACUCCGCAUUACUUGCUGAAAGGUUGGCGAGAGCACAAGUCAUCCUCCUUCACAAGGAUACGACAACGCGUUUCUAUAUUCCACGCUUUACUAGCAUGGGGAGUGCCCUUGGUGGCACGGGCAAAAGAGGCUUCAAUUCAUCUUCACCUCCUCUUGUUGCUUCUUCGAGAAGAGGACACAAGAAGAGAAUUCGUAAUGCUAGAGGGCAACAUUUCUCAGGGGUUAAUCACUUGAUGCACCAAUCUCAAAGGGUUAAUCAAGACUCACACUUGAAAUGGGCACGUCAUGAAAAUCACAACAUGGUUGAGGUUGGAAGCUCUAGCCAUGUACUUGACGAAGAGAGUUCUAAUCCGGUGCAAGGGGAAAUGAGAUUUGAUGACAUCUCUUUUCCUCUCGAAAUGAAGCCUAUUAAUGCAGAUAACCCAACCUUUGAGUUCAUUUCUUCAGAUUCUUGGGAAUGGAGUGAACAAAGUAGGUGGGAGUUUAUCAGUGGAGAAAUUGAAGGUAUCUUCAGCCGAUUUUCCUCCUCAAAGACACCUGCUCAAUUUCAUAUGCACCAUUCCGAGAUCAUCAAGGCCCUUCGACUUUUGAGGUCAACAGUUGACAUUCUUGGGUGUGGUGAAACUACAUUUAAACAGUUUGCCCAGCUUGUGGACUGGAUUUUUGAGCUUGCCAGGCGACGUUCCAAGAGCAGUGCUUAUAUUGAAGCCUUAGGAGAUGUGAAUGUUGAUGUGAUUCAUGAUUUGAUCAGUCAACACGAGGAAUGUUUAAACAUCAAGCUGGCUCUUGAGACAAAACUUACAGAGGUUGCUAAAGAGAUUGAAGACUUGGAUGUCAAGGAAGCUACCAUCAGGGAAGCAGAAGAGAGAGUUCUCCAGAUGCGGGAAGAGCAUGAAGCUAAGAAAACUUCCCUUAAUAUGCAAAAGAUGAACUUGGAGAUUUCUUUGGAGCAUCAGAAUGAACAAGCAACACAGCUUCAAGAAUCCAGAACUAAUGCUAAAGAAGAACUACUUCCCUAG